AUGAAUAAUAGAGAUCAGGAUCAAGAAUUUUUGGAGGAGCUACUUCGUCAAAGUAGAACCAGUAUGCCAAAGGAUGAGAACGAUAUGGUGAAUGUCCAUAUUUUAGGGCAACAUGGUAUUUUCCAGGAACAAAAUUCUCAUCCUAACCAAAAUAAUGAUGUCAUCAAUAACAACAGCAACAACAUCAAUCUCAUCAAUAAUAAUAGAAAUAUGAAUGAUGAAGAUGCGUAUAUGGACGAUUAUGGAAAUAUGCCACAUCAAGUUCCAAACAACACAAUCAACAAUGGUAAUAAUGAUAAUUAUCCAAAUCAACAACAUAAUGUAGGUAUGACUCAAUUCUUGGAUGAUAUAUUCGCAUCUGGUGAGUUGGAUUUAUCUGGUGCAGGCCCCUUUGAUGCAAGAUCAGGUAACCAUCACCAGAAUUCGAUUUCUUAUGAUACUGAUAGCAAUCAUAUGCCUGCUCUAACUGAAUUGCCUCAAGAUUUUUUAUUCAACCAAAGAGAUGAAUUACAAUACAAUUAUCCCGAUGAAUUCAGUUCUUCUUUUAGCUCAAGUUUAAAUUCAGAUGCCUUAUCGUCAAGCUAUUCAUCUUCAGUUCCAUAUCAACAACCGUUCGUGGGACCACCAACGUCACAGUCAAAUACGUCCAAUUAUCUAAAUUCGAUAAGAUCACCAAGCAACUCAUUGAGGGCUGGGAACUACUUAUCAUCGUCGCUACGACAAAACAGCAACAUGAUGACUCCAAAUUCAGUGGCUUCUCCUUCUACAAGACAUGCAUCUGUGAGUAAUCAAGAUAGCAUGAAUAUGGUAUCUGGGGGCACACCUAAAUCUUUGGCACAUUUGACCAUCGAUGAAAGAUUGAAAAGAAAAAGAGAGUUUCAUAACGCUGUCGAAAGAAGAAGACGUGAAUUGAUAAAAGAGAAAAUUAAAGAAUUAGGUAAGCUGGUCCCUCCUUCUUUAUUACACUAUGAUUCAGCAGGGAAAAAAGUGAAAGCAAAUAAGGGAACUAUUUUGAAUAAAACUGUUGAAUACAUUUCUUACUUACAAGAAAUUUUGGAAGUACAAGAUAAGAAAAAGGAGAAGUUAAUAAGGAAAAUUAAGGAAUUAGAAGAAAACACAAUUCCAGGAAACAUGAACAACCGUAAUGAAUUCAAUGAGAGCGGAAGGACUGCACCAGAUCUCUCAGCGAAUGUUGGUACUAAAAAUGACCCAUUUGCUAAUGACAGGAUAAUAGAUACAAGAUCAGGAGUAAUCAAAAAUGAAUUCACAGGCAACAAUACAUAUAAAGGUUCUCCUGGAAGUAACUAUGAGGGUAAGAAUUUCGAAGAUGAUCAAUUGAAUUCAGAAUUAAAAGAAUUCCUAUUGGGGGCAAUGAUUGAAGCGGAAGAUAACGCAAAAUUAAUGUUCAACAACGGGAAAAAUGAAGGAACCCCAACAGAUCUGCUUCUUGAAUUCGAGUGA
Messenger RNA from Vanderwaltozyma polyspora DSM 70294, 1461 nucleotides. It is a transcript of the gene RTG3, whose product is annotated as Rtg3p. Gene Ontology annotation, biological process: regulation of transcription by RNA polymerase II. The record is from RefSeq and is a predicted model, not a curated record. Gene Ontology annotation, cellular component: nucleus. The transcript has a single exon. Gene Ontology annotation, molecular function: DNA-binding transcription factor activity, RNA polymerase II-specific; protein dimerization activity; RNA polymerase II cis-regulatory region sequence-specific DNA binding. Lineage: Eukaryota; Fungi; Ascomycota; Saccharomycetes; Saccharomycetales; Saccharomycetaceae. The coding region runs from base 1 to 1461 and encodes 486 amino acids.